This is a messenger RNA of Notechis scutatus (mainland tiger snake), 986 nucleotides long. RefSeq names its product guanidinoacetate N-methyltransferase (gene GAMT). The record is from RefSeq and is a predicted model, not a curated record. Gene Ontology annotation, molecular function: guanidinoacetate N-methyltransferase activity. Gene Ontology annotation, biological process: creatine biosynthetic process. Lineage: Eukaryota; Metazoa; Chordata; Lepidosauria; Squamata; Elapidae. Gene Ontology annotation, cellular component: nucleus; cytoplasm.
CCCACAACUAUUUCAAGCUCAGCAGGAGCCCAGCGGCUCCAGUUCCAGAUCCCUGGAGCUUUGACAACCUCUUCCAAUCUUUUUUUCUCACCUUCCAAAGGUGCCCUUAGACCUUCCGACAUGGCUUGUCCCAUCUUUCUGGAAGGGGAAAACUGUAAGACUUCUUGGAAGGAAGCCACUGCGGGUUACAAUCCAGCCAACACUCACUUGGAAAUCAUGGGGAAGCCGGUGAUGGAGCGGUGGGAAACCCCCUACAUGCAUGCCUUGGCCAGCGUGGCUGCUUCACAAGGAGGCCGGGUGCUGGAGGUUGGCUUUGGCAUGGCCAUUGCUGCCAGCAAAAUUGCAGAGUUUGACGUCCAGGAGCAUUGGAUCAUCGAAUGCAACGAAGGAGUCUUCCAGAGGCUGCAGGAAUGGGCGAAAACACAGCCUCACAAGGUUGUCCCCUUGAAAGGGCUGUGGGAAGAUGUCGCACCAACCUUGCCGGAUGGACAUUUUAACGGGAUUCUCUACGACACGUACCCCUUGUCGGAAGACACCUGGCACACCCAUCAGUUUGACUUCAUCAAGGCGCACGCCCAUCGCCUCCUGAAGCCAGGUGGGGUCUUCACCUAUUGCAAUUUGACUUCCUGGGGGGACCUAAUGAAGAGCAAGUAUUCAGACAUCGAAAAGAUGUUUCAGGAAACACAAAUUACCCACUUGAUGGAGGCCGGUUUUGUGACCAAGAACAUCCACACUACCCUUAUGGACCUGAUUCCUCCAGCUGACUGCAGAUACUAUGCCUUCCCCAAGAUGAUCGUGCCUGCCAUCCUCAAAUAGGUCUCCCAGGGAGGAAGAUCUCUCAGGAUCAAAAAAAAGGGAUCGGUGUGUUGGCAAGACACACCAGCAGUCACAUGAAAUGUUCUCUCAUGGCAGAUGGGAGAGGUGAAAACUAAUGUGUGGAAGAGCCACGUUAGAGUUUUCCCUUGCUAAGAAUUUAUUUUAACCAG